AUGAUUAUCUUAGUAAAUGUGGAUGCUAUUAUUCUUAUUGGUACUUCAGAUUCCUUACUCACUUCUUUUAUCUCAUCUCCCAAGACUGAGUCUUCCAUGAAAGACCUUGGAUCAUUACACUAUUUUCUAGGUAUUGAAGCUACUUUUGAUACUUCAGCCUCUAAAUUACUCCUUACUCAGAACAAAUAUUCUCUGGAUCUACUUAGAAAACAUGACCUACUAGGUUGUAAACCAUGCGAAACUCCAGUGGCAUGUGGUCCAAGAGUUUCAGCCUAUGAUGGAAUGUUAUUGAAGGAUGCAGCAGCUUAUAGAAGUUUAGUAGGUGGCUUUCAAUAUUUGACACUUACCAGACCAGACAUCAGUUAUGCUGUCAACUAUGUUAGUCAAUUCAUGCAUUUCCCUACUGAAACUCAUCUACAGCUUGCAAAACGCAUUCUCAGGUAUACUAAGGGGUCUCUUGGUCAGGGUAUUACUCUCAGUAGUACUGGCAAUUUCUCUGAACUUGUUGCUUACUGUGAUAGUGAUUGGUCAGGACGCCCUGACACCAGAAAAUCUACUUCAGGUUAUUGUGUCUUUGUUGGGGGAAAUUUAGUUUCCUGGUCUUCCAAAAAGCAGCAUACUAUAUCUCGUUCCUCUACAGAAGCUGAGUAUUGGGGACUGGCCAAUGUAGCAACUGAAAUAUUAUGGCUCUCUUACUUGUUUGAAGAACUGUUUGUCUACUUGUUUAUUCCUUGCAAGUUAUACUGUGACAAUAUGGGUGCUGGCAGCUUAACAGAAAAUCCAAUUUUCCAUGCUCGCACCAAACAUAUUGAGGUGGAUUAUCAUAUGAUUCGAGAUUUAGUCAAAUCUGAUUUUCUUAAGGUUUCUUAUAUUCACACUCUCAGUCAGAUUGCUGAUUUAUUUACGAAAGGACUGUUGAAGUCUCAGUUUAGUUUACUGAAGAACAAACUGAUGCCUGCUGUACCUUCCUCAGUUUGA
Papaver somniferum (opium poppy) is the source of this 978-nucleotide messenger RNA. RefSeq lists its product as uncharacterized. The record is from RefSeq and is a predicted model, not a curated record. Bases 1 to 978 code for a protein of 325 amino acids. The transcript has a single exon. NCBI's taxonomy places the organism in Eukaryota, Viridiplantae, Streptophyta, Magnoliopsida, Ranunculales, Papaveraceae.